AUGCAAGCGGCGCCGGCGCGCUACGUGUCGUCGAGCGAGCUGUACUCGGCCGACGAAGUGGAGCUGCUGCUGGAGGAGAUCCGCGAGCUGGAGCCGACGAGCUGCCGCGGCGAGGAGGUGCAGGACUUCGAGAUCGCGGGCAGCGGGUGCGCGGGCGCGGGCGCCGGCGGGCGCUCGCCGGCCGGCACCGAGCUCACGGAGCGCUCGUGGGACUCGCACGCGCACUACUCGCGCCUGCCGCCGCCGCGCCCGCGCCCGCUCGCGCCCGUCUACUGCCGCCUGCGCCACCUGCGCUCGCCCGAGGGCGCCAUCACGCUGCUCGUUGUGCUGUGCAGCGCGGGCGCGUGCGGCUGCCUGUGGGCGGGCGUGGGGCUGCGCGCGGCGCUGCUGCCGCUGGCGGCGCGCGUGCGCCUGCUGCACCUGGCCGCGCUCACCUCGCUCAUGCUGCACGCGCUGCUGCUGGCCGUGCACGUCACCCGCCUCGCCGACCUGCUGCCCGUCGACUGGAACAAGAUGGGUGGGUGUGCUGGGGCUUGGAGUGCGCUGACGCUGGCGAGCGGCGGGCUGCUCACGCUGCACGCCGUGCUGUUCACGCCCGGUUACAGGCUAGCUCCGCACCAGCUCACGCAGCUUUUACUCGCUGCUGCGGGCGUGGGCGUGGGCGGCGCGUGCGCGGGCGCGUGGCUGGCGGUGCGCGCGGUGCGGGCGGCGCGCGCGCUCUGCACGGCGGCGGGGGCGGGGAGCGCGGGGGGCGCCGGCUCCGCGCGCUCGUCGCGCCGCUCCAGCGCCGCCUACCGCGCUGUGCCGCAGCCGCCCGCCGAGCACGACCAUCCCUUAUAG
Messenger RNA from Parnassius mnemosyne (clouded apollo), 840 nucleotides. Lineage: Eukaryota; Metazoa; Arthropoda; Insecta; Lepidoptera; Papilionidae. The record is from the annotation of a GenBank genome assembly.